Salvelinus fontinalis (brook trout) is the source of this 6039-nucleotide messenger RNA. Its product is annotated as adenylosuccinate synthetase isozyme 2-like. Gene Ontology annotation, molecular function: GTP binding; adenylosuccinate synthase activity. The transcript is spliced from 13 exons. NCBI's taxonomy places the organism in Eukaryota, Metazoa, Chordata, Actinopteri, Salmoniformes, Salmonidae. The record is from RefSeq and is a predicted model, not a curated record. Gene Ontology annotation, cellular component: cytoplasm. Bases 733 to 2094 code for a protein of 453 amino acids. Gene Ontology annotation, biological process: 'de novo' AMP biosynthetic process; IMP metabolic process.
UCUCAUUUGUGUCUGGAAGUAACUAGCCAAUUUAACCAGUUAGCUUGGAAGCUUGACUGCUGUUGUGAGGUCAGAACGCUCGGAUCAACCCUACUCAUCUGCCGGAGCGUCCGGUGUGCUCUCUGAACGCUCCUAGAGCGACGCGCUCUAGAUUUACAAACGGACAAUCUGACAACGCUCAGAAUUUGCGAACGCCGAGAGAGCACUCUGCGCGCACUCUGGGCGAACUCUGGCACUCCAAAAGGAAUUUACAAACACACCAUAUUAUGCAGUCGCGUGAUGGAGUUUAUGGAACGUUAGAAAUCAUUCUGUAUUUGUGCAGUUCUGAGACCAAUCACAUAUGUAUCGGAUAUCUACCAAAUAGAAAUAAUAUAGUGAUGGGCAUUCAGUCUUUUCGGGGAGCCUGAUAUUUUUUCUCUGUUCACUUAGAAGAGACGUUAAUUUGGCUCCCAAACAUUAUGGCCCCCACAUAUCCCAUACGACAAAUCAAAGGCUGUUGUCUGGUGUUAUGAUGUUUGUACGCUUGUGGCUAGAUGGAGUACAGUUCCAUCUAGAUGGCGUGUAGGGGACAACGCAGGGACGGAGCAUUAAUCCAAUCCCCUCAAACUCUGGCUGUUGUUGUCGAUUAAUGGAGCUAGUGGGCGUGUCUGUUUAAAAUAAACUGUAUUUCAUACCGCGCUCAGGGCUAGUUUGCAACCACAAAACCAGAUUGCAGCGAAGAACGAGACGGACAUGUCGGAGAGCCGGAGAAAAGAUGCUGCGCAAAACGGUGCAGAGCCAUACGUGGCCAGACCAAAUGUUGGCAACAGGGUGACUGUAGUGCUAGGGGCUCAAUGGGGCGACGAGGGCAAAGGGAAAGUUGUGGACCUACUCGCUCAGGACGCCGAUAUUGUUUGCAGAUGCCAGGGUGGUAACAAUGCAGGACACACGGUGGUGGUGGACUCUGUGGAGUAUGACUUCCACCUUCUACCCAGCGGCAUUAACAACCCCAAGGUCACUGCUUUCAUUGGUAACGGGGUAGUGAUCCACCUGCCUGGCCUCUUUGAGGAGGCUGAGAAGAAUGUGGGCAAAGGCAAAAGUCUGGUGGGCUGGGACAAGAGGCUGAUCAUUUCAGACCGAGCACACAUUGUGUUUGAUUUCCAUCAAGCGGUCGACGGUGUGCAAGAGCAGCAGAGACAAGAGCAAGCGGGCAAGAACCUCGGAACAACAAAAAUGGGGAUUGGCCCGGUGUACUCAGCCAAAGCAGCCCGCAGCGGCCUCCGGAUAUGUGACCUCAUGUCUGACUUCACGCUGUUCUCUGAAAGAUUUAAAGUCUUAGCCUCGCAGUAUCAGUCUAUGUACCCGACCCUGGUGAUUGACAUCGAUGGAGAGUUGUCCAAGUUGAAGGAUUACGUGGAGAAGUUAAAGGAUAUGGUGAAAGAUGGCGUCUUCUACAUGUACGAGGCCCUACAUGGACCUCCCAAAAAGAUCCUGGUAGAAGGAGCCAACGCUGCCCUCUUAGAUAUUGACUUUGGAACGUACCCUUUCGUGACCUCGUCUAACUGCACAGUCGGCGGGGUGUGCACGGGCCUAGGCAUGCCACCUCAGAACGUGGGUGAGGUGUACGGCGUGGUCAAGGCCUACACCACCCGGGUUGGCAUCGGAGCCUUUCCCUCUGAGCAGUUCAAUGAUGUUGGGGAGCUCCUGCAGACGAGGGGGAAAGAAGUGGGUGUGACCACGGGCCGUAAAAGGAGAUGCGGUUGGCUGGACCUCGUGCUCAUCAAAUAUGCCCACAUGAUUAACGGCUUCACUGCCUUAGCUCUCACCAAACUAGACAUCUUGGAUGUGCUCCCUGAGAUCAAAGUUGGUGUAUCAUACUCUGUGGACGGUGAAAAUAUACCUCAUUUUCCAGCCAACCAGGAAGUCUUACAAAGUGUUGAGGUUCAGUAUGCCACCCUGCCAGGUUGGAACAGUGACACCUCUGCCGUCAGAACGUUCGAUGAGCUGCCAGAGAACGCCCAGAAAUAUGUCCGCUACAUUGAGGAGCACCUCGGUGUGCCCGUGAAAUGGAUUGGAGUGGGAAAAUCUCGGGAGUCCAUGAUCCAGAUCUUCUAAGAGCUUCUCCUCCAAACCCUCAGUCCCCUCUUCCUACCUCCAGAUGGCUGCCUGGUUCCAGGGGCCUGUGGCCUGGGAAGGUGGUCUAUGCUGCAUGACCCCCCCCCCCCCCCUUCAUUGGAGACUCUUCAAAAUUGCCUCUCUGGUCAUUAAGAUGGAAGUACACUUCAGCUACAUCUCUUACUCCCCAUGUAUGGUUUGUGAGAAGCCCCCUCUUCUGGCCUUUCUGGAUCUGCUCUUCUUCCACACUUGCCCAUGCACUACAUACACACUCAUAUCCAUUCAAUAUCCCCAUAUUCCAACUUCUGAUCCAGAUGUGUGACACACUGUCAUUCACCUGUCUACAAGCCAAUGUCAGACUGUUCAGUAUGACCAUAUGUACAGUGCUGCAGUGGAACUUGGUUGAUUCAUUAACUGAUGUUUUGUGGCUCUAGUGUGAUGAAAUCACUUGUGCCCGUUUGUGUAGAUGUAUUCUUUAUACCUAGCAUGCCCAUGAAACAGCCCUCUAGCAACUACAGAUUCCACGUGUUCUGCAUGGACAACGGUCCCUGGCGAUACCAGUCUCUGUAUUCAAAUUGGAUAAUUGCAGAAAAUGUAGAAUCUGUUUGUUACAAAGACCUUGUUCCCAGCAACAUAGCUGGAACAAAGCCAUUAUGCAAGAAAAUAGAUUUAGGUUCAAUUACAAUCUUAAAUGGGCCUUUUGGAGGCGUCGCAAUCAAACAACCUCAUUCAUUUCCCUCUCAUUCAUUUCCCCAGUUGACUAAAACUGUUAGUUGUCUCAUUUCAAAGCAGUAAAAAGUUGUACUACUAAACAGUGAGCAGUUUAGGUCAGUUAGCAUGUUGAUGGGUCAUCUUGCUAUGAAACUCCACAUUUUGAAAUGACGCAUGAAUGCAAUCCUAAAUUUAAGCUCCACUGCGAACACGAUGUAGAUAUGCUAAACUCUAGUCUUAGGACUUCUACACGAUCAUAUUGUAUAUUUUAUUUCUAGGACUAGGUAUGGUUGAUUCUGUUCUGCUACUGUUAGACGUGUGGGUGUUUCUGCAGAUGUAGUGUAUUAGACAGCAGAUUGUCUCCUGACUCAGUGACCACUAUGUAACAUGUGUUUCCCGUUAGUUCUAUUUCAAUCACUAAUAUACAAUCUAAAUAUUUAAAAUGAAAGUCAUUAAAUGAUCUUGCCUGUUUACGUAUGGAUUGAAUAUAAAAACCUCUGAAUGGCUCGAUUAUGAAAUAAAAAUAGUUACGGGGAGAGGCAUGUGUUCAAGUUCAACCUUGUACAUGAGGUGCCUAUUCAUGUAGAAAUGGGAAACUGUAAAACAUUAGUUUGCCUUUGUGUCUGCAGGUCUCUACAGAGAUGGGUGUAGACUGCUGUGAAAGAAGGGCUUUCUACAUUGGUGGUGGAGUGCUUUCUCUUUUUUUCUUUUUUUUAUAUGGACUGUCAGACCCCUUCCCUUUUUCCACAGGAAAGUGUUUUUUUGUCACAGCCUUAUUCUAAAAUUGAUUAUAUUCAAUUUUUUCCUCAUCAAUCUACACAAUACCCUAUAAUGACUAUGUGAAAACAGGUUUUUAGAAAUAUUUGCACAUUUAUACAAAAUAAAUACCGUAUCUACAUAAGUGUUCAGACCCUUUGCUAUGAGACCCCAAAUUGAGCUCUGGUGCAACCUGUUUCCAUUGAUCAUCCUUGAUGUUUAUACAACUUGAUUGGAGUCCACCUGUGGUAAAUUCAAUUGAUUGGAUAUGAUUUGAAAGGCACACACCCGUCUAUAUAAGGUCCCACAGUUGUCAGUGCAAAAACCAAGCCGUGAGGUUGAAGGAAUUGUCCGUAGAGCUCGAGACAGGAUUGGGUCGAGGCACAGAUUUGCAGCAUGAAGGUCCCCAAGAACAGUGGCCUCCAUUGUUCUUAAAUGGAAGAAGUUUGGAAACCACCAAGACUCUUCCUAGAGCUGGCUGCCCAGCCAAACUGGACAAUCGGGGGAGAAGGGCCUUGGUCAGGGAGGUGACUGAGAAUCUGAUGGUCACUCUGACAGAGCUCCAGAGUUUCUCUGGUGAUGGGUGAACCUUCCAGAAGGACAACCAUCUCUGCAGCAAUCCACCAACCAGGCCUUUCUGGUAGAGUAGCCAAGCGGAAGUCACUCCUCAGUAAAGUUCACAUGACCACCUGCUUGGAAUUUGCCAAAGGGCACCUAAAGGACUCUCAGACCAUAAGAAACAAGGUUAUCUUGUCUGAUGAAACCAAGAUUGAACUCUUUGGCCUGAAUGCCAAGCGUCACAUCUGGAGGAAACCUGGCACCAUCCCUAGGGUGAAGCAUGAUGGUGGCAGCAUCAUGCUGUGGAGAGGUUUUCAGCAGCAGGGACUGGGAGACUAGCCAGGAUCGAGGGAAAGCUGAACGGAGCAAAGUACAGAUAUAUCCUUGAUUAACGCGUGCUCAGAACCUCAGACUGGGGUGAGGUUCACCUUCCGACAGGACAACGACCCCAAUCUCACAGCCAAAACAAUGCAGGAGUGGCUUCAGGACAAGUCUCAAUGUCCUUGAGUGGCCUGGACUUGAACCCGAUCAAACAUCUCUGGCGAGACCUGAAAAUAACUGUGCAACGACACUCCCCAACAUAACAGAGCUUGAGAGGAUAUGCAGAGAAGAAUGGGAUAAACUCUCCAAAUACAGGUGCCAACCUUGUAGCGUCAUACCCAAGAAGUCUCGAGACUAAUCGCUGCAGAAGGCGCUUCAACAAGGGACUGAGUAAAGGGUCUGAAUACUUAUGUAAAUAUAAUAUUUACAAUUCAAAACCUGUUGCUUUGUCAUUAUGGUGCAUUGUGUAGCUUGAUGAGGGGGGACUAUGAAUCCGUUUUUAGAAUAGGGCUUUAAAGUAACAAUGUUGAAAAAGUGAAGGCGUCUGAAUACUUUCCGAAUGCACUGUAGUUACUGUCAGGUACAUUCUUACAUAACUUCUCUACUGAAAACGGUGAUCUCCGCUAGGCUUAUGUUCACUGGUAAAGUCUGUUUCAUUAUUCCAUGUGGAUUUUAAGAUAUCAGACUGUUAUUUUAGUGGCCUUAAAUGUUAACCUGGGCCUUGUCUGAAUACCUCUGACAUACAUCUUUCUUUUCUACCUUGAGGCUCGUCUGGAAAUGAGUGGAUAGGUCAAAAGAUGUUUACACCAGGUCUUACCCCCCCCCCCCCCCCCCCCCCUGUGUAGUGUCUUGAAAGUGGCUUAGUAUUGUGUUCUCUAUCCCACCACAUCAGCUCAACAUGGUAUGCUUAACAUUGUUGUUUGAGUGGGAUCCAAACAACUUUGUCAGUUAAUUAGGGUUUGAGGAGCAAUGUGUAAAAAAUAAUUGACAACAAGCCUCCUUUAGCCAAAAACAAAUGUGUAGGGUGCAAAAUGAGUUUUUGAUGCUUUGAGACAAAGGGAUAAAAUCCUUCUCUAAAUUAAGAGAAAUGUAGAGUACAUUGGAUCCUGAUCCAGGUGAAAAAUCCAUAUUUUGUUAGAUGUUUGCUGUACAGUGUGUUUUCUUCCAAGCACUACCUUCCAAAGUCACUAAACUCAGUAAUCAUUUGAAUUAGUGGCAUUUUAAAAGAAACAUUCAUUGGCUUGAUGACUAGGUUUUAAUCUAACUCCAAUUUUUGACCUGUUCAUUUGAACAUUGCACAUGUAAACACAUAUUUGGUCUUUUGUUUUGAAACUAUUGACCUACUUUCAGUUCUGCAAUGUGUUGCUGCUUUGUUAACUCUCUAAAUGUGUGUGUAUAUGAAAUCCAAUACCAUAUGAUCAUCAUCUUAUUGUAGCACGGUGUUCAAUAUGGGGUUUUUGACUGGAGUUUUAUCAAAUGUCAUUUGUACAGUACUGGUCUUACAUUUUUUAAAUUACAAAGUCAUUUCAAUAUUAAACAAUUGUUAAUACAACCCUAGAACAAGAUUCCAACUAAUAAAUAAACAUGAGAAAUAUAUCA